Molecule: messenger RNA, 1482 nt
Organism: Aspergillus pseudoviridinutans
Lineage: Eukaryota; Fungi; Ascomycota; Eurotiomycetes; Eurotiales; Aspergillaceae
Gene: fumR
Product: Zn(II)2Cys6 domain-containing transcription factor fumR
Exons: 2
Coding region: 1-1482 (493 amino acids)
Source: RefSeq, a predicted model, not a curated record
AUGAGACUGCGGUCUCGAGCCCAAUCCACCAAGAAUACGCAGCAGCAGCCGUCACAAACUCAUGUUAACGGUGAUAGUACACAACCACAUCACGUCAAUCAAGAAGAAGGCCCGAACGACGCGAACGACGAGCAUACAGACCACUUCAAUUACCUCUCGACGAGCUUGCUGGAUAUGCCAACCGACUUGAGUCUUGAAUUGGAUACCUCCUCGUUACAAGCCGAUAUUCAUCCUGCAUUGAGGGCUCCAUAUGGUGCUGCAGGGAGUCUCCACGCCAGUCAACCGUCCUGCCCUCAACCUCCAUCUCAUCUGAGAAACGCUGAACAAGGGGGACAGACACGCUGGAGUGACGCUCCCAGUCAUGAACCUUCUGACGAUCUGUACGACUUUUCAUUACCCGCCACGAUGCGGUCUUCCUUUCCCUCGACCUAUAACAGACAUCGCCCAUCUCUGACUAGAAACAUGUCCCCUCAGCGUGCAAACCAGCAAGCGCAAGAUGACAUGAUGGUGGACUUUGAUCAAGCAGGAGAGAACUUAAAAGAAGCCGACGGCAAAGCUUCACGUCCAGAUUCUGGCUACGGUAAUGAAUUAUCUCCUUCCGACCUACUACGGUCACCUUAUGGGGACGCACCAGAUCCAGACUCAGAGCUGCAGGGCAAUCCCCAAGAUCAGGAGGAGCCCUCAAAUUCAAUUCCUGAGGAACAUCACUCAAAUCUGACUUCCUGGAUCCGCAGACUGUCGGACACCAAUGUGCAGCUUCACCAGCACAUGCAGUCAAUACCCCUCGUUGGUACCGGGCAAAGGACGCAGGGGAGUAGCUCAGGAAACUCUCUGAGCCCGAAAGAACUUCCAGUGGAUUCCACAUUUAAAUUAUCAACUCAAUACACGGGUCUGUUAACUAGCAUCUGCGCUCGACUCGAGUCAUGCAGAUCAUGCAAUGAUUCCGAAACACUAGCACAACUCGCAUUGGAUCAACCGUCACAGUUGCUGGUUCUGUCUAGCUACAUGUGCCUCCUCGCGUCCUACGAUAAAAUAUUACAGCACAUCGAGGCGUGGUUAGAGGUGCGGCUGAAGAUGGGGGUCAGAGGUAGCGCUCCGACUCUGGAUGACGACGAGAGCAGCUUCUGCUUUCCGACCCAAUUGCCAAGCCUGGCCGUUGGUUCCUUUGAGCUGCCCAAGACCUCGUCGGUGCAGUCCCUCGUGCUGACGUGCAUUAUGGAGACCAACGUGAUGCACAUGCAUUCUCUGAUUAGCGAGAUUAUGAGACCUGUAUCUAAUACCGCCGCCGGAUCAGCGUCAAAGGCUGCCACUUCAGGUCCUCCGGCUGCAGAGAAGCGGCCCAUGAAUGGGAUUGCAGAUCCCGGUGAUGGGCUUUCUACUGUAGCAAAAGUGACCCUGCAGGCGAUUGAAGCCAAUGAGGAUUCCACACUACAGCUCGUGCAUACUGUGUCCAAACUAGCUCUUCAGCGUGUUAUGCUCUGA